CAUUUUUGACAUUUGUUCACCGGCAGCCAUGGGUAUCAAACGCUUGGCGAUCCGACUCGACCCAGUGGAAAAUCCGACAUCAUCAUCACGCGUGUAUUCCCCGGGAGACAUCGUUUCCGGUUACGUGGCCAUUGACGGCAGUGGAAUCGUCAGCAUUAACGGAUUGUAUCUGGAAGUGGAGGGGCGUGCUAAAGUUGCCUGGAAUAAAAAUGACAAUACCUACAGGGCACAAAAUUCCUACAUGCAGUUAACUAUUCCUCUGAUUCACGACUCAUUAUAUCUCCAAGAAACGGCUGGUGGACUGAAAUUCCCAUUCAAAUUUACACUUCCGCGUGAGAUUCCCAGUUCGUACGAAGGCAAAUCGGGCAACAUCCGGUACAGCAUUAAAGCCGUCAUCAAGAGACGUUCGUUUCUCAAAUUUGAUUACGUCAGUCAAGUGUCUUUCACGGUCAAUGCCGUUGUCGAUCUCGGCAAGGACGUGACCACUUUGUUUCCAUUGCGACAAUCGGUUUCCAAACCUCGAUCUGGAUUGAAGCGGAUCAUGGCGGAUGUCUGGCUGGAUAGGACGGGCUACGUUCCAGGAGAAAAGAUCCAAUUCAAUGCCAACAUUGACAAUUACAGCGGUAAAUCGGUGCGUGGAACCACCGUUCAACUUAUCCAGUACACGACGUUUACCGAUGGCAAACACAAGAACAGAGUCAAGACAAUUUUGUGGCAGAGAAAAGGUCGAAAAAUUCGUGAUAAGGAAAUUCAAGUUUGGGAUAGAAUGGCCAUCGUCGUUCCGUUUGUUCCGCCUUCCGGAAUGCCAUUUUGCAGCCUCAUCGACAUCUCCUACGUCAUCAAGUUGAUCAUCGACCCCGGAUUUUUCCAUGGCAAUGUUGUUAUGCGACUUGACAUAAUAAUUGGAAGCGUUCGCAAUCCAAAUGUGGACGAAGGACGACACUCACGAAAUGUCACGUCCGCAAUCUUUCCACCGUCGUCCUCUGUCGUUUCACCUGACCGCACAUCAACCGGCGUAUUGUCCUGCAAUGAGUGCCAGCACGUCGAUAGUCCACCUCCGACUUACGAAGAGUGCGAAUUGACUGGAUUUUCCUUGUUCCGUGGUUCACCUGCAAUCAAAAAGAAGGUUGAAUAAGAUCUCAAGCUCGUCCAUUUCAAAAAAAUUCAAUUCUUUCAGUUUUUCGUUCAAUUUGGCAAGUUAAUUAUAUCAGAAAAUCAAAUGUCAAAAGUUGGUUUAGAGUGAGAUUUAUUUAUAUUUUUGUUUAUGAUGUUCUACAGUUGCAUUACAGCCCCGAGGGCUUUCAUAUCAAGUUAUACAGAUCUAAUAAAAAUUAAUUUUUCGCAGUCA
Daphnia pulicaria is the source of this 1348-nucleotide messenger RNA. Its product is annotated as arrestin domain-containing protein 17-like. Bases 29 to 1135 code for a protein of 368 amino acids. The transcript is spliced from 7 exons. The record is from RefSeq and is a predicted model, not a curated record. Gene Ontology annotation, cellular component: cytoplasm. Gene Ontology annotation, biological process: protein transport. NCBI's taxonomy places the organism in Eukaryota, Metazoa, Arthropoda, Branchiopoda, Diplostraca, Daphniidae.